CCUCUUUCCUCUACGCACCACCAGUACCACCUCCCGGCCAAUCCCGGCGAGCCACCAUAUCUCAUUUUGAUCACCAUUUAUCAUGUCUUCUUCAGCACCGCCGUAUCAUCAUCAUCAUCAUAAUCAUCUACUGCACCGACAGACGUUCCACCAUUUUCCUCCUUCUCCAUCGUCGUCGGACAAACCAAGCAGUGGCGGCUCAAAGCACUACAGUAACAAACGCCAUACUUCCCAGCUCGAGCGACUCCUCUCGCGUGCCCCACCACAGGCCAAUUUUAACGUCAACUAUGAUACCUACACUAUUUUGAUACCUAACUAUACAUUCGGUAAGCCAACAUUGCUUCCAGGAUCCGGCGGACUCAUGGCCAUUGCCAUUGGCAAACGGCUAAGUGACGGUCUCCCGGUUCUUGUAAAGCUUUCACCAUACGCUAUUCGACUCGAACGCGAAUACUACAUUGCUCGACGACUGUAUACCCAACCCGAUGGCAAACGGUACAUUCCUCAGGUGGUUGAAUUGCAAUCGCUUCCUCAAGACGGACUUACAGCCCUUAUUUAUGCCGACAAGGGCGCCUCAGAAGACUUGACGUACGCCGAACAACGAUACUUUUCUCAUUACCGACUAUGGGUGACUUCGCCAACAACUGACGACAUGAAUAAGCAGUUGAAGGAGGAAGUGUCAACAGAAAGUGAAGAAGAAGCAACAACGACGACGACGGAUGGAGCUCACAGCGAAAGCAAUAUCGACGACAACAGCGACAAGUGUAAUAAUGGCUCUUCGUCAUCGCCACUUCUCGAUAUUGAAACGUUUUUAAACUUCGCUGUCGAGUGCUGUUCUUGCUUACAGCUGCUGCAUGCUAACGGAAUCAUCCAUGGCGAGCUCAGACCGUCUGCAUUUCACUGGCACAAGAAUAGUUCGAUGACAGUGAAGAUCUGGAACUUUGGCGCAGGGCUAAAGUCAUUCGAGGAUAUUUUGCUAACAAGCUCAGGCUGGCGUCGUGCAGUGAUGGCUGCGGCGGCGCAUGACGACCUCUUGGAUGAUCCAACCAUUGUGGACCCACUGAGUGCUUCGUUUACGAGAUCUUCCCCUCGUGGAUUUCAAAACGCACUGGCCUAUGUUAGCCCAGAACAAACGGGCCGGACAUCUAAUGUUCUAGAUCAUAGAACCGACCUGUAUUCACUGGGUAUCAUGUUCUUUGUAAUACUCACUGGGUCCCCACCCUUUGAUGGAUCUCCGAUGUCCGUCAUCCAAGCAGCCUUGUCCCAAAAUGUACCCUUAGUGCACACCAUUCGGCCAGACGUUCCACCUGUUGUCAGCCUUAUCAUUGAUAAGUUAACGCGAAAGGCUGUGGAUGAACGAUACAACAGUGCAUAUGGUGUACGGGAAGAUCUAAUCGAAUGUCUUCGACGUUUCAAGAGAGGAGGAUGUGAGUCUCUUGUCUUUUUUCCUUUAGGCCUACAUGACAUCAAUUCAGUAUUCCAGUUUCCAAACAGCAUGUAUGGCAGAGAUCAAGAAAUUGAGCUUUUACGCGCUGCAACUCGCCGAUCUGCAAAUGAUAACAACCAUGUACAGCAGCAACGCUAUGACGAUGAAGAUGACGAAGAUAGCUCUCCCACACGCAUGGCUUCGCCCUCAGAUAGAGCUGCUUGUGAGGUUGUAGUGAUCACCGGACCAGGAGGCAUAGGAAAAUCGACUCUUGUAUCUUCAAUCCACAAUUAUGCACGGCAAUAUGGUUACCUUGGUUCAUCAAAGUUCGAUUCCAAUCAAAAACGACCCUACAAUGGCCUUUUGCGUUGCUUAUCCUCGAUCUUGCGCCAGCUUUUAACCGAGCCUGAGGCUGUUAUCCAUGAUUUCUAUGAAGAUUUAAAGAGACGGCUCGGCCCCCAUUUCAGUAAUGUCCGUUUGAUGGUAGAUAUGGUGCCUGAAUUGAAGCCCAUCCUUAGUGACCAUGGACGGAAUACCAUUUACGAUGACAUGCUACCGAAUAUCAGUACCGAAUCAAGAUUCCAUGCUGUAUUUCUAAAUGUGAUCAAGACCAUAAUGCGCAAAAAGACGAUCACACUGUGUCUAGAUGAUCUACAUGAAGCAGAUGAACCAUCGCUCCAUUUGAUAUCCAACCUAAUUUCCGCCCGUAUCAAAAUGCUUAUUGUUCUUACAUGUCGUGAUAAGAUUCCCGACUGCAUCCAAGAAGAAAUCGACCCAGAGGACAACCCAGACGCACGAGUGACAUCUAUUAGGCUUACCCCACUUGCUGCAGACGCCAUCCUUCAACUUGUCAGUCAGACGCUACACCAAACGCCCGAAGCCGUGCAGCAGUUAGCAGAUAUUGUGUUUCAACGAACGCACGGGAACCCAUUCUACGCCAAGCAAUUGAUGCUGAUGAUGAAACGCAAGGGUGACAUUUGGCUCGACUGGGACGAAAAGCAAUGGAAGUUUCGGUUAGACAAUGCAAACCAAAUGCUGUUCCCUCCCGCCCAGCAACAGCAACAACAGAGUGCAACAAGCAGUAGUAGCAGCAGUAGUAAUAAAGAUAGUAUUGGCGGUGGUACAGGUGGUGGCGGCUCCAUGAUAGACGGGGUACUUGACGUCCGCUACUUGGUCUCCCAUCUCAGAGAUCUAGAUCAUCACACACAAGCGUUCCUAAUGUGGGCUAGUCUCAUUGGCAGUGUCUUCGAUUUUCGACAAAUCAAAUGGCUGAUGAUGGCCACAGACCUCGUAUCCAGUCUAGAGGAUUCAUGCAGUGACCUUAGCGACAAUGUCAGCAUUGUCAGCGGUGAUGCAGCAGACUUUGUGGAUGCGCUGGAACACGCGCCAACGGACGCAUAUCAUACACCACCGGCUAAUGACGACCACAAGCUACGGGAUAGCCAAGCGAUGGCCGGACUGCAGACUGCUUUGCAAGAAGGCAUUAUCCAGCCUAAAGUAGGCAACAAUGAAUACCAGUUCUGCCACGACCGGUACUGCCAAGCCUCAUCAAUGCUUGUAGACGACAAGGACCGCGAAAAGAUGCAUUUACGGAUCGGGCAAAUGCUUAUGAUCGAUAAUGACAGCUCAGACGUGUUCUUGACAGCCGAUCAUUUUGUUAAAAGCGCUGAUUUGAUCAAACGAUUCCGCGCGAGGGCCAAGUAUCGUCAUAUACUUGUCAAGGCAGGCGAAGAAGCACUCAAUUCCGGCGCGCUGCAGAUCGCGCGGAUCUACUAUGAAUGUGCAAUGUCUUUGUUGGCUCUGAAUCCUUGGGAUGAAGAAAGCAUGCCAGAUGUGUCGUACCGAGAGACACUCGACUUGCACAUGCGGAUGGCGGAGCUGGAUUGGUGGAGCAACAAGCGUGAAGAAGCCAAUGCGCUUUUGGACACGAUCAUGGCUCAUACGCAAGGUCGACCUGUAGAACGUGCACAGGCGUGGCGCGUACAAGCGCGCAUGUACUUUCAAUUGCAACAAAACGAUCGUGGAAUAGAAGCGAUUAUUGAUGCGUUACGCGAGUUGGGCAUGGAUGAUAUACGCUCGCAACUGCAUUCGCCAAUGGCCCUUCCUGCUGACCAUGAAACGUGCGCAGCCGAGGCGUAUCCGCUGUACAGCAAAGUGAAGAAGCGCAUCCUCGAGAUUGGCUUUGAUAGGCUAAUUGCGAUGGAGCGUUGUCGAGACCGACGAAUACUGGCAAUUAUGACGCUGUUGAACGAAGCAUGCACAGGUGCAAUUUGGCUAAGCCCAACUUUGGUGGAUACAAUUGCUAUUAAACUGGUUGAAUUGUCACUUGAGCACGGAUAUGGUGUGACCAGUGGGAGCGGCUUUAUCUGGCUGGGCUGUACAGCCGCGCGCUUGAAAGAGUAUAAGUUUGGUGCCCAGCUUGGUGAACUUGGCUUGCAAAUUAGCGAAAAGUAUGCCGGUAAUCCAGAAAUCGCCCAGUCAAUCGUGGUUCACUAUGGUAUGCUGGCACAGUGGUCAUCUAAUUGCCAUUUUCGGGAUUGCAUUAAACACUUUCAGCGAGCUUACAAAUAUGCCGUAGCUGGAGGGGAUAAGAUAUUUUCAUCGAUGGCGCUAUUCCAUAUAUCGACGACGCUCUUUUAUACUGGCUGCAACUUGUCCGAGCUGCAAACAUAUCUGAGUGACAUGAUUGAGGAGUACGAAGAGGACGACAUGAAGAAAGACACAAUAUUCAACUUGAACGUAUCCUUAUGGCGCUCUGUGCUGGCACUUCAGGGCAAGACAUCCACGGACUCAGGUACGACACUCGACGAUCCGAAUCAAGACGAAAACGGUUUUACGGAGAGUAGACGCAGCAGAGCUCUCAAUCCAAGCAGCCCCUUCCACUGGCAUUGGAGCUUGAAUAUCAUAACACUGGUACAUUUUGAUCGUCAUUGUGAAGCAGCUCGGCUAGGCUUCCAUCUCUUUGAAACGUCCUUAAACCAUCCAGAACAUCGUCAUAUCGGCAUUGCUAUAUUCUAUCACAGCAUUGCCAUGAUUGCCUGCAUCCGCGAUACAAACCUGGAUGAUGCUACUCGGGAAAACUACCGUGCUCAAGUUGAAAGGAACCAACAGACACUCGAUGAAUGGGCUACGCAAUCCGAGAUCAAUUAUCGAAUGUAUUACAAGCUCGUGGAAGCCGAACUGUCAACACUUGACGGCUCGUGGUCUACGCCCAAUUUGUACAACGAUGCCAUUGAGUUGGGCACUCAGGGUCAAUGGCAUCCAUUCCUUGCGCUUGCAUAUCAGCUCACGGCCGAGCACUAUAUACGCAGCAACAUGAAAAUGCUUGCCCUGCCGAUGCUUCAACAAUCACUCGAAAUAUAUAAUGCAUGGGAUGCGUGGGGAACGGCCCGCCAUUUGUCGGAGAAGCACAGCAGCAUUCUAGAUAAGCAAACCAUCAUAGGCAAACCAGUUGAUGCAUCCACGCAAACAGCUGACGAGUUACCCAAUGACGUUGUACCUGCGAUGGAGCAAGGUAUUAUUUGGGAAGAUAUUAUGCCAGAACCAUCUAUCCGCGAGUUGUAUGGCGAAGAGGAAGCCACGUCGUGUACAUCCGAAACGGCCAUCCUAUCACUCGAUAUCGUCGACCUGACAUCCAUUAUCAAGAGCUCCCAAGUGAUAUCGAAUGAAAUGAACUCAUUUGACGAACUGUUAAAGAAAAUGAUGCAGAUCAUUAUGACAAAUUCGGCAGCAGAGUCAGGUGCGAUUAUUAUCAAAGAGGGCAGCUUUGGCAUAGCGGCUCACUCGAGUCGUUUAACGGGCUGUGAAACAUUUGACCCGCCCAAACUUUUGACUGACGACGGCAAGGACGGAGAAGAUCUGAUCUCAACGCUCGUUGUACAUUACGUAAUUCAUACACAAACAAUCCUAUUUAUCCCAAAUAUCAUGGAGGACACGCGGUUUGCGACCGGCACAUGGUUCGCAAGAUCAGGUCCCAAAUCCGUCAUAUGUAUGCCGUGUAUCCACAAAAACACCUUGGUUGGUGUCCUGUACCUACAGGCGAAUCUCAACACGUUUACACACAAACACGUCACUGUACUUCAUAUCCUGUGUCAUCAAAUUGGUAUAUCCAUCACAAAUGCACUGUUGUUCAAGUCUGUCCAAAAGGCAACUAUGGCGAAUACACGGAUGAUAGCAAAGCAGCGAGAAGCCCUGGAAGAAGCGCGAUCAAGUCGCGAACAAGCGUUGAAAGCUGCAGAGCUUAAGUCUAAUUUUCUUGCAAACAUGUCGCACGAACUGCGAACGCCUUUUUCUGGUUUCUAUGGCAUGAUCGAGUUACUAAGCGACACUCGAUUGGACCCCGAGCAAAAAGAAUUUGUGUUUAUUGCCAAGCAGAGCUGUGAGAUGCUACUGCAAAUAAUAGAUGAUUUACUUGACUUUAGCAAACUUGAAGCACAUAAAGUCAAGUUGCAUCAUGGAUUGUUUUAUGUGGAGGAUCUAAUCGAGGAUCGCGUUGAAUUGCUUAUUACAUUGGCUUCCAACAAAAACUUGGAGCUGACUUGUUUCACGGAUCCGGAUGUCCCUCUUAUGAUUUAUGCGGACGGCAAUCGAAUUGGCCAAAUACUUAUGAACUUGAUCGGUAAUGCCAUCAAGUUUACGAUGCAGGGCGAAGUGGUUGUACGCUGUAGCGUGGAAAAGGAGACGGAUCAACUCAGCCCACCUUUAAACGAGGAUGAGAUAAUGCUUAGAUUCUCUGUACAAGAUACUGGUAUCGGAAUGACAAAAGAACAAACCAAGAGUCUAUUUGUGCCUUUUAGUCAGGUCGAUGGCUCGACCACACGUAACUUUGGCGGCACCGGACUUGGCCUCUCAAUCUGCCUUGAACUCGUUCGUUUGAUGGGAGGCGACGUGUGGGUAGAAUCAGAUAUCAAUACUGGAUCCACAUUCUAUUUUAGAGUUCGGGUCAUGAAAUCGUCGUCAGCUGUAGAACCUGGAAUAGACUCGGAUCGUCGAAGCCGCGAAAUUGAUCGACUUGCUAAAUUAUUGGGUCAGCCCAGACUCCUCCUUAGCACAUCUCCUCGUCAAGGUGCCAUGAUACGCUCCUUACUGCCAUCUACCGUCACAACGACAUGCGUUCCUUCAGUACAGCACGUAAUUGAAUGUGCGCGUGCUAGUGCUCAACAAGGCGAGCCGUACAACUGCAUUCUCAUCGACGCACCACCUCAUGAAACCUUACGCUGUCUACUCGAUGCUACCGAGCAGGAUCCAGACCUUCGCAAUCUCCAAAUUAUUGUUAUUUAUGCGCCAGCCAUGGAGAGUAUACGCCAUCAACUCGCCAGUAACAAAUUCAUCAAAAAUGAAAGUACACGCAUCACACGAAUUACCAAGCCUAUCCGUCGAGCCAAACUUUUCCACACUUUGCUCCAGGUCCUAGGACUUGAAGCCCCUGCAGCAACAGCGUUUACUGCUGCUGAAUCAACACCAAUGUCACAGACAUUGACUUCACGGAUACCCACUGCAUUAGCUCGACAUAUUCACGAAAGCAUCAGUGGUGAUGAUAUGGGCGACAGCAAAAAGCAACAUCCUAAGGAGUACCAUCAGCAACAAUUGAGCCAUCCGCUUGAUACUACUGCACCACCAACCCCGAUUGCACAUAACGAACCUCACGAGAUCAAGCCAUCCUUUUCAAGUCCAUAUACCAACCAAGGCUUUACACCCGAAGAGCUGGCUAUGUUCAAGGAUCAACGGAUACUGGUGGCUGAAGAUAACUUUGUUGCCCAAAAGCUGAUACGAAGACAACUCGAAAAGUUUGGCUUUACUGUUGAGAGCGUCGGUAAUGGAGUGAAAGCAGUGGAAGCGUGGUGCAACCAUUCAGCGGACUAUUACACAAUGGCUCUAUUUGAUCACCAUAUGCCAACCUGCGAUGGAGUGGAAGCAGCUAAAAAAAUACGAAAGAUAGAGGCUAGUAGGAAAGGAGAUACACGUCUAACAAUUCUCGCACUUACAGCUGAUAUUCAAAAAAGCGCAUGUGACAAUGCAAUAAGGGCGGGUAUGGAUGGAUAUCUUACCAAACCUCUGAAUCAGACAUUACUCAUAGAAGUGAUUCGUCGAUAUUGUACAGAUAUACAAAAUUAGUUUGUUGUUUCUUUACAAAUCAAUUUUCAUGUAAAUCCUACAUAUAACAUAUUAUCAACUUGGAGGACCCCUCGAACUUUCCAUGAGCACUUCGCUCAACGAUGUGCUAUUUAAUCCAAGACUGUAUUAUAGAUAUGCGUGUUAUUCAUAUGCUACGAUUUCUCUCCCUCUUGAUCCCGUGUAUUUUUCGCUCUUGUUACGUACGAUUUAUGCAAACAAUUUCGGUACACUUAAGUCUGAUGUUACUUUUAAUAUCAGAUACACUACCGGGAAGACUUUUGCUCUUUAAUUUUUUUGAUGACGGUCUACAACUAUAGUAAUGUAUUAAUGCUUUUUACUGGGCACCAAGUCAUCAGAGCCAGAAUAUGAAGUUCAAUUAAGAUACAAAUGUAUACAAAUUGCGUAUAUAACACUCCCG
Zychaea mexicana is the source of this 7955-nucleotide messenger RNA. RefSeq lists its product as uncharacterized. The transcript is spliced from 17 exons. Gene Ontology annotation, biological process: phosphorelay signal transduction system; protein phosphorylation. Bases 83 to 7537 code for a protein of 2484 amino acids. The record is from RefSeq and is a predicted model, not a curated record. Gene Ontology annotation, molecular function: phosphorelay sensor kinase activity; ATP binding; protein binding. Lineage: Eukaryota; Fungi; Mucoromycota; Mucoromycetes; Mucorales; Lichtheimiaceae.